Messenger RNA from Angiostrongylus costaricensis, 903 nucleotides. Lineage: Eukaryota; Metazoa; Nematoda; Chromadorea; Rhabditida; Metastrongylidae. The record is from the annotation of a GenBank genome assembly.
AUGAACAAACGUUCCAUGCGAAAUAUGGAUAUGCGAAUGUUUCUGGCUCGCUAUCCGUUAACUGUAUUGCCGGCUUCAGUUUUCAAACCGUUCAUGGCUAGUGUAAAGAAGUUCCUUCUCGUACAUUUGUUCAAAUUUCGAACGGACAAUCUGCUUUAUACGCAACCUCCGGAAUUUCCUUCCGAAGAUCAGCUGCCUCAAUUUAUCACCGUCAUUGGAACUAUGAGACAACUAGAAAGAAAUUAUCCUCAUCUGGCUCGUACGGUACACGAAAUGAUCGUUAACAUCACACAUUUCACCAUUACCUAUUGUCUGGAUUGGAUUUGUGAGGUGCUUAUUUUGAACUGUGACAGAAAUGGGUUCGUGACGUAUAGCUACCCCACGGUAAAACGGUCUACUGAGGAGACUGGUAAGCGGAAUAAAGAAACCGCGGAAUCUUUAGAAAGUGAUCCUGAGAUCUCCAAGAAACAGAAAGAGGAGGCCGAUGGGCCCGAACAGCAGGAUGAAAAUUCACGCUGUUUAGAGAUGGAUGUCGAAUCUCCAAAUUCUUGUAUUUUAAGUGAGGGAGAACCGAAGAUAACCGAUGAAAAGCGUGAUAACGAAGAGGCACUGGAAACCGAUGGUCCAUCAACUAGUGACAUACCGACAACAACAGAUCAGCAACCAUCUCUUAUGGAUGCAGAUACACAGUCUGCAUCAUCGCAGGCACCGGAAGGUUCACCUUGUGGUGGUGAACCUUUGACGAAAGCCUCUACCGUACAACAUUCCUGGGCAGAUAUGCUGGAUACAGCUCUCUCGGAUCCUAAUCUACCAGCUCACUAUAAAACGAUGAUUCGUUGUUUGGUUGCCAGUAACAGAGACUUGAGGAACGUUCUCGCUAUAAUGAAAUCUCAAAAGCCAUAA